AUGCACUUCAAGACCUUGAUCGCCUGUAUCUUCGUCACCCUGAGCACCGCUCAGCGGAAUGCCACCAACACCACUUGCGGUGCUACCCGCUGUCCCUCCGGUCGCUUCUGCACCUCUGCCACCUUGACCAGCCCCUCGACCAUCACCUCCACCUGCGUGCCUACCCCGACCUGUCUGACCGUUUCCUCGGACUGCUCCUCCGGCGGUUCAUCGGCAUGCUGCUCCGGCAACUGCACGGCGAGUCGGUGCCGCGUUACCGACCCGAACUGGCCGUGCAGCGAGGACGGCGGGGUUUGUAGAACGGAUGACGACUGCUGCUAUGGGAAUGGAUGUAGCCGUGGACUGUGCCUAUCGACUUAA
Molecule: messenger RNA, 360 nt
Organism: Aspergillus heteromorphus CBS 117.55
Lineage: Eukaryota; Fungi; Ascomycota; Eurotiomycetes; Eurotiales; Aspergillaceae
Exons: 3
Coding region: 1-360 (119 amino acids)
Source: RefSeq, a predicted model, not a curated record